Molecule: messenger RNA, 1833 nt
Organism: Lycium barbarum (goji berry)
Lineage: Eukaryota; Viridiplantae; Streptophyta; Magnoliopsida; Solanales; Solanaceae
Product: RNA-binding protein BRN1-like
Exons: 9
Coding region: 511-1545 (344 amino acids)
Cellular component (GO): nucleus; ribonucleoprotein complex; cytoplasm
Molecular function (GO): mRNA binding
Source: RefSeq, a predicted model, not a curated record
AUGUGGAUGACCUCCUGAACUGGGGACAGCUGAAGCUUUUUUGAGAUAAAGGCUGUUCCAGCUGACUACAAGUAGAGUGUGCAAUGAGAAGAGGUCUUCUAUAGGAGAGCCUAUAGGUGACUGGGGAAAGAAGAAGUAGCAAUAGUAAUAGUAUCUAGUUUCCCUAUGCUGUUACAGGAUAUGUACAGUAUAAGCACAGCCUUGUCCGUGGUACGCUGCACACUUACUGACAGUAUAUUGCAGCUACAAGAAUGUUAAGGAAAAUGACGCAGCUGUUUAGAAGAGAAUAGCAGCUUGUGAGAAAGUUGGAAAAGAAGAAGGAUGCACUAUACUAUGGAUAAUAGCUUCACAUGCUUUAUGGGGGAGAGGGGGGAAGGGCCCACAUAUGCUCGGGAAAAAGAAAAUAAAUCUGAGUCGCUCAACAUUGCAAACUAGGAGUGGUCAAUAUUCGGUUCCAUGCUUUUCACCACUCCGUGCUAGUCUCUUGUGUUCAGAAGAAACGGAAUAAGUAUGAUGAAGGCUUCUAGUCCGUUGCAAGUGAAGUAUGCUGAUGGCGAGUUGGAAAGGCUAGAGCACAAGCUUUUUGUGGGUAUGUUGCCAAAGAAUGUUUCUGACCCCGAAGUCUCCUCCUUAUUCUCCCAAUAUGGGACCAUUACAGAUUUGCAAAUUCUCAGAGGUUCUCAGCAAACUGGUAGAGGAUAUGCUUUCCUGAAGUAUGAGAAAAAAGAACAAGCAAUUGCAGCAGUAGAGGCCCUUAAUGGAAAGCAUACCAUGGAGGGUUCAACUGUCCCUUUGGUGGUCAAGUGGGCAGAUACAGAAAGGGAAAGGCAAGCUAGGAGGGCUCAGAAAGCUUUCUCUCAGGCAUCUAAUGCUUCCAACUCUGGACAGCAUCCGUCUUUAUAUGGAUCUCUAUCCAUGGGUUAUAUGCCACCAUAUAAUGGCUAUGGUUAUCAGACUCCUGGGACAUAUGGGCUCAUGCAGUACCGUCAACCAUCAGUACAGAAUCAACCUUCAUUUCAGAAUACGGUUCCAUCCAUAGACCAACGAGGUACUCUACGUGGAGUUGCACCUGGUCUAACACCUGGAAUUAUCCCAAGAAAUUAUGCCAUGUCACCUGGAAGCUAUCUGGCAUCUGCUUACAGGGCUGUACAAGGGCUUCAAUAUCCCAUGCGCUAUGCUGGAGGCAUUCCUGGUUAUCUACCUCCUUAUACCGCAAACAGGCACUCUGCAGCAUCUUCAGAUGUCAGUUCAAAUACAGGGGGUCAAGUUGAAGGUCCACCUGGUGCUAAUUUAUUUAUUUACCACAUUCCUCAAGAAUUUGGUGAUCAAGAGCUUGCAAACACAUUUCAACAAUUUGGUACGGUCUUGAGUGCCAAAGUUUUUGUGGACAAAGUUACUGGUGUUAGUAAAUGUUUUGGAUUUGUAAGUUAUGACUCUCCAGAUGCUGCACAAUCCGCAAUCAAAAUGAUGAAUGGUUUCCAACUAGAUGGGAAAAAGUUGAAGGUUCAGCUUAAAAGAGAAAAUAAACAGAACAAACCUUAUUGAUAUAUGUGGGGGGGAAGUGGAUUCUGUGCAUCAGCGGUCCCACGUAAUCCACUGGGGAGUUGCUACAUUUGAACAGCCACUGGGAGCUGAUUGUAAAAUUUUAGCAGUGACAUAGCGACUAAAUGCUAAUUGUAGUUCCCCUAUGGAUUGAAGGCCCAGAAACUUGUAAUUCUUGUUCCACUUUAAUCUGUAACUUGUGCAGCAUGGAUAAACAUUCAGACAUUUGUAAAUUCAUUGAUUCUUCUAAUUGUUAUGAUUGUCAUUAAGUUAGUAAUUUGUUGUUAUGUA